UUUCAGAACUAUUGUUCCAUCAUCUCUAUCAUGUUCGAUUUCACUUCUACUUUGCUUAUUUACUUCGCCUGGACAGAGCAUUUCUUAAAUGGGUACCUCACCCACACUACACUUGUCUGGGCCCAAGGAAGAAGCGCAUGGCAGUCACUGUCCUCAAUUCCCGGUUUGAUCACAGGAAUAUUGCGCCAUGACGAAGAACCUCAGUUUUCAAACGCAGUGCCCCCUUCUGAUGAUGACGACGACUUUGAGAAAUGGCGGAAGCAGCUUGGUGAAGCAGAAGCAGAUAGUGACAGACCUUUGACGCCACCAGAGGGUGAGGAAGAAUUCACCGAUGACGAUGGGACUAAAUACAAGUGGGAUCGCGGUCUUAGGGCUUGGGUUCCUCAGGAUAGCACGUUUGGGGUAGAAGAGAUGACUUUCUUGCAAGAAGAGGAAGUUUUUCCGGCUGUCAAUUUUUCUGAGGUCUCUGCAGGGGAAGAGGUUAAUGCACCUGGAAACGCUUCUGGUCCCUCUAAAGAGGAAGACGCUAACGGUAGCAGUGAGGUAGAAGAAGGAGAUCAAAGUUCUAAGAGAAAAUUGUCAGAUAAGGAAGCUAACAAGAAGGAAGCUAAUAAACCUCCUGAUAGUUGGUUUGAGUUAAAGGUUAAUACACAUGUUUAUGUGACUGGAUUGCCGGAUGAUGUAACGGUUGACGAAGUGGUGGAGGUGUUUACCAAGUGUGGAAUUAUAAAGGAGGAUCCUGAAACAAAAAAGCCACGUGUGAAGCUGUAUGUUGACAAAGAGACCGGAAAGAAAAAGGGAGAUGCACUUGUUACAUAUCUGAAGGAACCGUCGGUUGUUUUGGCUACCCAAAUUUUGGAUGGAACACCUCUACGUCCUGGUGGCAAGAUUCUUAUGUCGGUCACCCAAGCUAAGUUUCAGCAGAAAGGGGAUAAAUUUGUUGCCAAACAAGCAGACAACAAGAGGAAAAAGAAACUGAAGAAGGUGGAAGAGAAGAUGCUUGGCUGGGGUGGCCGUGAUGAUGCAAAGGUGUCAAUUGCCACUACUGUUAUUCUUCGUUACAUGUUCACUCCUGCUGAAAUGAGGGCAGAUGAAAAUUUAUGUUCAGAAUUAAAGGCAGAUGUUGAGGAGGAAUGUCUGAAGCUUGGUCCGGUGGACUCGGUGAAGGUUUGCGAGAAUCAUCCCCAGGGAGUUGUUUUGGUCAGAUUUAAGGAUAGGAAUGAUGCUCAAAAGUGCAUAGAGUUGAUGAAUGGAAGAUGGUUUGGCGGCAGGCAGAUACAUGCAAGCGAGGAUGAUGGUUUAAUUAACCAUGCUUUGGUCCGUAAUCUGGAUGAUGAUACUGCACGGCUAGAGCAGUUUGGCACCGAACUCGAAGCUGAAUGAGUUUAUAUGCUAUAAUAUGUUAUUCAUACAUCUUGAUUAGUGCUCCUUGUAAAAAAAUUCAGCAGCCGAUGAUCUUUUUAAUUAUUACUGUUGGUAGCGACUGUUACGUGGUUUUAAGAAUUUGAGCAGGCCAUAUAUGAAGAACCUUUAGUCGGAUCUUGUAGGUUGAAAUGUUCCUUUAGUGCUUAGAAAAAAGAAGCAUUUUUGUAAUCGUAAGUAAUGUAUAUCCUGUCUGAGUACUUUGUUAGUAACCUGGAUACCCUGUUGGUUGCCAAUUUUCGUUGAAA
Molecule: messenger RNA, 1670 nt
Organism: Prunus avium (sweet cherry)
Lineage: Eukaryota; Viridiplantae; Streptophyta; Magnoliopsida; Rosales; Rosaceae
Source: RefSeq, a predicted model, not a curated record